GAAAAACAGGGUGCGCUGUAACGGCGUUAUAUUCUAAACGAUUCGGAUGAUUUGUAAUCACGCGGUGACUUAGAGGAGCAGCGGUCAGGCUGUUUUUGAGCUCACUUGAUGAGUGGGAAGAAGAAGAAGAAGGCGGCGGCGGGCAGAACUGCUGCUCCGGCAGCGGCAAACAGUGAGGCGGAGGCGGCGAGCAAACACAGCAACAAGCCGGCAAAGACCACCGUCAGAGAGAGCAAAGGUCCAAAGACCUAUAGCCUUGCCAACACUGUCCAGGUGGACACAACUGGUGUCUGUGACAAGUCUGUGCUUAAAGUGAUUAUCCAACCUGACCUAGAAAAGAAGAUCAUCAAGCUCAUCAAUGACUUCAGACAAGGGAAUGGAGACAGAGGGCCUGUAUCAGGCAGACUCACGAGCAAGAAAUUACUGGAUCUGUACACGGCUCUGGAGAAGUUCAACUUUAAAAGAGAACACAUUGAGGAGGCGAUGAAGAGCAGCGUGCUGUUUGGCGGGGAUCUCCACUCUGCUCUCGACUGGCUUUGCCUCAACCUUAGAGAUGAGGAGCUGCCUGAAGGUUUCAGUCAGCAGAUGCAGGAGGAGAUCCAGAGGAGCAGGCCCAAGUACCAGCCGCCCGCCCAGCAGGCGCCUGCAGCUCCCACCACCGUAUCUGCCAACAACACCGGCAGAGGGACCGCCAAGAUGAAGGAGAAGGACGAGGCUGCAAGCAUGAAAGAUUGGAUCUUAAGGUAUGCAGAGCAGAGCAGUGAGGAGGAGGAGGAGGAAGAAGUGAGCGACAAGACCCUACGCAAUCAAGAACAGGAGGAAAAGUUUGACCCAAAUGACAGGUACUUGGUGCUCACAGCACAUCUCUAUGACGUUAAAGAAAUGGCAGCUGCUGCAAAGACUAAAGGUGACAAGAUGGGUCAAAGGACAGCACAGGACAGAAUACGCGUCAUACAGCAAGAAAUGAAGCCUUUGGAGUCCCACCCAAUGUUUAAUCCAGCUUUAAAAGUGGUGGAUGCACCUCAGAGGGAAAAGAAAAUACUCCCUCCCAGUGAAGACAAGGAAGACCUCGGCUUCAACUUAUUUGAGCAAGUUGCUCCUGUGGAGAAAGUUGUGAAAAAGAACGAGCCAAAAGACAUUCGUAAUUUUGACUACACAGUUCGCAGCUGGACAGGAAAGUCUCCAAAGCAGUUUCUCAUAGACUGGGUCCGAAAGAACCUCCCCAAGAGUCCUCCACCAGCUUUUCACAAGGUUGCUGCUGGAAGAUACUGGAAAUGCAGGGUGCGGGUUCAAAGAGGAGAUGACAUCCUAGAAGUUUGCCCCACUAUCCUGACUGAGGACAGUAUGCAGGCCCAACAUCUAGCAGCCACUCUAGCGCUCUACAACCUUGUCAAAGGGCAGUCGGUGCACCAGCUCCUUCCUCCAACCUACAGAGACGUGUGGCUGGAGUGGCGAGACAGCGAGCAGCUGCAACAAGAAGAGAAACGCACCGCCGCCAACAAACCUCGAGACCAGUUCAUUUCCCGGCUUCUGAUGAGACUCAAGCAGCAGCAAACUCAGAGCCCAGGAGAAGAGUCAGGUUUCCCCACCUAUCUCGGGAUGGACAAAGCCGGGAGUGAAGAGCUUGAAGAGUCCUGGGAGAAUCUGGAUAUUGGGGAGGGCAGAGAAGUAUUUUUGGAUCAAGGCGUGAAAACAGGGAGGAAAGGAGAAGCAGGAGCACUCGAGGCAUCCAGAGAGCUUUUAUUGAAGCUGAGGAAGUCUCCACUGGCCUGUAGAUUGCAGGCAGAGAGAGAACAGCUUCCGGUCUUCCAACACCGAUGGCAUAUUCUGGAGGCAUUGCAGCGCCACCCUGUGGUUGUGGUGGCUGGUGAGACAGGCAGUGGGAAGAGCACUCAGAUUCCACAGUUCCUCCUCAAAGACCUGCUGAUGGGGAGUGAAGCUGCGCAGCCCUGCAACAUUGUGGUGACACAACCUCGCAGGAUAUCUGCCAUGAGUCUGGCCUGCAGAGUCAGCCAGGAGCUCGGCUGUGAAGACGGACCAGGCUCUAAGUCAUCGCUGUGUGGCUAUCAGAUCCGGAUGGAGAAUCAGUCUGGCGCGUGGACUCGUCUGUUGUACUGCACCACUGGGGUUCUGCUUCGGAAACUGCAGCAUGACAAACAACUCAGCACCCUGACACACGUUAUUGUAGACGAGGUCCACGAGCGCAGUGUUCAGUCAGACUUCCUGCUAACCAUCCUGAAGGACGUUGUUAUGAGGAGAUCAGACCUUCGGCUGGUUCUAAUGAGUGCCACAGUGGACUGUGAUAAGUUCUCCAACUACUUCAACCACUGUCCAGUAGUUACCAUUCCUGGCAGGACGUUCCCUGUGGAGGUGUUCCAUUUAGAAGACAUAGUGGAGGAGACUGGAUACAUCCUGGAAAAAGAUUCUGAGUACAGUCAGAAAAUUCUUGAAGAAGAAGAGGAAGUUAACAUCUCUGUCACCCAAAAAGGUGGCAAGACGUUGCAGCAUCAGGAAGUGAUUGUGAGGGACUCUGCUGGCUGGGACCUCGGUCCCGACCUCGAUCACUUCAGCAGCCGGACUCGACAGGUGCUGCAAUAUAUGAACCCAAAUAAGAUCAACAUGGACCUGCUGCUUGACCUCAUCGACUACCUCGACAAAUCUCCACAGUUUGCAGUGAUGGAUGGAGCCGUUCUCGUAUUCCUCCCCGGCCUGGCUCACAUCCAGCAGCUCUACAACAUGCUCUCCUCAGACAAGAGGUUCAGGGACAAAAACAGAUACCGAAUUGUUGCUCUCCACUCGACUCUGUCAUCAAAGGACCAGGCUGCUGCUUUCACAGUUCCCCCUACAGGGGUUCGGAAGAUUGUGUUGUCGACCAACAUUGCUGAGACAGGUGUGACCAUUCCUGAUGUCGUCUUUGUCAUUGACACUGGGAAGACCAAAGAAAAUAAGUACCAUGAGAGCAGCCAGAUGAGUUCCCUGGUGGAGACCUUUGUUUCCAAAGCUAGCGCCCUCCAAAGGCAAGGACGAGCAGGACGCGUCCAAAACGGCUUCUGCUUCAGAUUGUACCCACAGUUCAGGUUUGACAGCUUCAUGGACUACUCUGUUCCUGAGAUCCUACGGGUCCCUCUGGAGGAGCUCUGCCUUCAUAUUAUGAAAUGUCAGUAUGGCUCUCCAGAAGACUUCUUGAGCCGUGCCCUGGAUCCUCCUCAGCCUCAGUCGGUCAGUAACGCUGUCAACCUGCUGAGGAAGAUUGGUGCGUGUCACCCAAACAGUCACCUCCUCACCCCUCUGGGGCACCAUCUGGCUAGUCUGCCGGUCAAUGUGAAGAUUGGAAAGAUGCUCAUCUAUGGAGCCAUCCUUGGUUGCCUGGACUCCAUAACAACCAUCGCAGCAGCCAUCACUGAAAAGUCUCCCUUCUUCACGCCAAUGAACAGAAAAGAAGAAGCCAACCUGGCCAAAGCUGCAGUAGCUGUAGCCAACUCUGAUCACCUGACCUUGUACAAUGCUUAUCUGGGGUGGAAGAAUGCACAGACUCAGGGACCGAAAGCAGAAACAUCCUAUUGCAGGAAACACUUCCUCAGUUGCACAGCUCUUAUUACGAUAGAGAAUGUGAAGCACGAGCUGAUGAAGAUGAUGGAACAGGCCGGGUUCUGGUCACCUCGCUCCUCCACACCACAGGUGGCCACUCUGUCCAAGCAGCAGAUGUGUGUCUUGAAUGCAGCGCUGACCGCCGGACUCUACGACAGCGUGGGCCGGGUCUUGUUUACCCCUUCUGUGGACGUGCUGGAACGAGUGGCCUGCACAGUGGAGACCCCACAAGGGAAGGCCCAGGUCCAUCCCUCAUCCGUUAACCGUAAUCUGCAGACACAUGGCUGGCUGCUGUACCAGGAGAAGGUGAAGUAUAUGAAGAUCUACCUUCGAGACACCACCUUGAUAUCUCCUUUCCCCAUGUUGCUGUUUGGAGGUGACAUCGACGUUCAGCACAGAGAAAGGCUCAUCACCGUUGACGGAUGGAUACAUUUCCAGGCUCCUGUGAGAAUUGGUGUGAUCUUCAAACACCUCAGGAAACUGAUGGAUUGUUUACUGGAAAAGAAGCUGGAGAACCCGAGGAUAAAUCUGGAAGGUGAGAAGACGAUCCAGAUGAUUUUGGAGUUGAUCAGAUCUGAAUAUGGUCAUUAACAGACAACACGAUGACGCACCUCGACAUCCAGCAACCUUUUUGAGUGUUUCCUAAAUGUUUGCACACAAAUAGUGCCAAAUGGAAAUGUGAGCAUUCUAAUGAUCAACAGAUGCUUCCAAGUGAAACAUGGCCGACUGCAUGAUAUAAAAUGUAAAAUAAGAUCAUGUCAUUUGAGAUGAAAUGUAAUGAGCUGAAUAUGUUACCAAAUCUGAUUGAAAUUAAACUGUGUUCAUGUUUAUUUUAACCUUUUUUUUUUAGUGUCGUAAUGU
Messenger RNA from Thalassophryne amazonica, 4449 nucleotides. RefSeq names its product DEAH (Asp-Glu-Ala-His) box polypeptide 29 (gene dhx29). Gene Ontology annotation, biological process: translational initiation. Lineage: Eukaryota; Metazoa; Chordata; Actinopteri; Batrachoidiformes; Batrachoididae. Gene Ontology annotation, molecular function: RNA binding; ATP binding; RNA helicase activity. Bases 109 to 4179 code for a protein of 1356 amino acids. The record is from RefSeq and is a predicted model, not a curated record. Gene Ontology annotation, cellular component: intracellular anatomical structure. The transcript has 29 exons.